GUGGUUGUCCAAAGAUUUGGUUGCUUAUUAAAUUGAAAUCCUGUGGCAAACUGGACCAUCAAAAGAUAUGUGUAUAUAUAUAUAGAGAGAGAGAGAGAGAGAGAAAGAAAGGGAUGGAAAGAGAAAGGGAGAUGUGCUUAGGAGGCAAAUCUGGGGAGGUCACAUGGAAUUGCCUCCCAGAUAGGUGUGGCAUGGGAUGGUGUAAAAGAGUGGGGCCCAGGUGAGGUGAGAGUAUCACAAUCCAGGAUUAUGUGGUGCACCACCACCACCAGCACCACCACCACCACUGCCACCUAAUUCUGAAGCCAGCACCAGCAUAAUAAAACCCCUUCACCACUAACUUGUCCCUUGGGACCCCCCUAAUUCCAUUCCCCAUCUCACCCUCUCACACUAUCCUCACCAAUCUCAUAACUUUGAGGAAUCAGGAGAUAUGCGAGUCCUCAGUACAAGAUUGUGAAGUGAGAGAGAUUUGGACAUGGGGAGAUUUGUGUGAUAUUUGGUCAGAUCUUGCCUCCCAUGAGGUGGGAUUUGGUGGGUUAGAAGGUGACUUGUAUUUCAUUACCUUGCUUGGCUUAUAGACAGAGAGAAGGUGUUAACCAGGCAAGGCAGAAACCAAGGCUCCAUCCACCUCUUCUGCUUGCAUCUUCUCCACCUCUUUGGCCCUUGCUGCAACUGUUGUUGUGUGGGGAGGAGAAGAAGUCCAUGGCUGUGGAUGCAGAAGCUCAGUUCCAUGUCCUGGCUGUGGAUGACAGCCUCAUGGAUAGAAAACUCAUUGAGAGGCUCCUCAAGACAUCUUCCUUUCAAGUCACCACUGUGGAUUCUGGGAGCAAGGCUCUUGAAGUCUUGGGGUUGAAGGAAGACCAGACCAGCACACCAGCUCUCUCACCAGAACACAAUGAGAUUGAGGUGAAUCUGGUAAUAACAGAUUACUGCAUGCCUGGGAUGACAGGGUAUGACCUCCUCAAAAAGAUCAAGGAGUCAUCAUCUUUGAAGGACAUCCCAGUGGUGAUCAUGUCAUCUGAAAAUGUACCUUCCAGGAUAAACAGAUGCUUGGAAGAAGGAGCAGAAGAGUUCUUUCUGAAACCAGUACAGCUCUCAGACAUGAGAAGACUCAGGCCUCACAUACUAAAAGGGAAACAUAAAGAGCAGCAGCUUCACCAAGAAGAAAACAGCAACACCAACCACAUCAUCAUCAGUAGCAGCAAUAAUAACAACAUGAGCAACAAGAGAAAGGCCAUGGAUGAGGAAGUUUUAUCUGAGAGGACAAGACUAAGAUUCUCUAGCAGUAGCUUAAAUGUGAUAUGAAAAAAAAAAAACUUCAUUACCUAGAGGAGGAUGCUUCUUAAUUCCUUAUAAAGUCCUUUUGAGUGCUGCCAGAAAAUUAACA
Musa acuminata AAA Group (dessert banana) is the source of this 1387-nucleotide messenger RNA. Its product is annotated as two-component response regulator ORR10. The coding region runs from base 703 to 1305 and encodes 200 amino acids. Gene Ontology annotation, biological process: phosphorelay signal transduction system; cytokinin-activated signaling pathway. The transcript is spliced from 5 exons. The record is from RefSeq and is a predicted model, not a curated record. Lineage: Eukaryota; Viridiplantae; Streptophyta; Magnoliopsida; Zingiberales; Musaceae.